Messenger RNA from Saccoglossus kowalevskii, 652 nucleotides. RefSeq lists its product as uncharacterized. Gene Ontology annotation, biological process: lipid transport; ganglioside catabolic process. Gene Ontology annotation, cellular component: cytoplasmic side of plasma membrane. Gene Ontology annotation, molecular function: lipid carrier activity; enzyme activator activity. The record is from RefSeq and is a predicted model, not a curated record. NCBI's taxonomy places the organism in Eukaryota, Metazoa, Hemichordata, Enteropneusta, Harrimaniidae.
GUUCACUUCGUUCGAAUCGAUUUUCAAUAUGGCUUCCUGCUUUGCUCUAUUGUCGCUGUUUUUGGUCUGUGAUGUUGUCAAUGUCGUUGUCACGGCCGACGAUUUUGAUUUUCAAUGGGAGCAGUGUGGAGGGAAUUCUAUCGAAUUUAUAGAGCUGUCCAUUACACCCAUGCCAAUCAGGUCAAUUCAGGAUAUUAACAUCGCAUUUAAUGUGGAAGCUGACCAGUUAGGUUCUGAUCUGAAACUGGAUAUCAGUAUAAAAAGAGUGGUUGACCUCGGGUGGUUCGGAAAUGUUCGGGUUCCCGUGCCGUGUGUGUUCGAUGUCGGAUCAUGUGAAUACAAUAUGUGUGAUUUGAUCGAGACACGAAUCGGUCAUGUAUGCCCGGCAGGAGAUAAUGGGGUAUGUUCCUGCAUCGACAAAACUGGUUAUUUUACUGACGAGAUAAAGAUCAGCCUGGGUGAUCCUUCUAUCGUAGUCUCCGUACUCGGAUCUGGCAACUACGAGGCCAAGUUCACGUUGACACAGGGAAACGGGGCUGUCGAAGCAUGUGUGAAGACAAAGUUUAGCCUCGAUUUAUAGCUUACCUACUACAGUAUAUCUAAUACAGCGUGUACUGCGUAACUACACUAAAUAAAAGAGUUUGGAAAAACA